Molecule: messenger RNA, 3035 nt
Organism: Venturia canescens
Lineage: Eukaryota; Metazoa; Arthropoda; Insecta; Hymenoptera; Ichneumonidae
Gene: CaBP1
Product: Protein disulfide-isomerase A6 homolog CaBP1
Exons: 3
Coding region: 165-1457 (430 amino acids)
Biological process (GO): response to endoplasmic reticulum stress
Cellular component (GO): endoplasmic reticulum lumen
Molecular function (GO): protein-disulfide reductase activity; protein disulfide isomerase activity
Source: RefSeq, a predicted model, not a curated record
CGUCAUAUUUACUACACUCCCAGAGACAGAGCGCCUCUUGCCUAUAUUUGGGGAUAUAUUUUUACUCAACGCGUCUCUUGAGAAAACAGAUUUUUUUCUAGUGCGAGAGCCUCAUUGUGACAGCAUUUAUUCCGGAACGUUCGGAGCCAUCACAAGAAAUCAAAAUGUGGAGUUUUUUCGGUAUUUUGGCGUUAGUCGUUGGAGCCAACUGUAUGUACUCGUCAACAUCCGAUGUAGUGGAUUUGACCCCAAGCAAUUUUGACAAAUUGGUCAUAAACAGCGACCAUGUAUGGAUAGUAGAAUUUUAUGCACCUUGGUGCGGACAUUGCAAACAAUUGACGCCGGAAUAUGACAAAGCAGCAACUGCACUAAAGGGUGUAGUGAAAGUUGGUGCAGUCAACGCCGACGAGCACCAAUCAUUGGGAGGUCGAUUCGGAGUCAGUGGUUUUCCAACCCUGAAAAUUUUUGGAGCUAACAAAAACAAGCCAGAAGAUUACAGAGGUGCGAGAACGGCACAGGGGCUUGUCGAUGCAGGAUUAGCGGCGGCAGAGCAGAAAGUGCGCAGUGCUAUGGGUGGUGGAAAAAAAUCAUCUUCCGACUCGAAAUCCAAAGACUCCAAGGACGUAGUUGUAUUGACGGAUGAAAAUUUUGACAAGCUUGUAUUGGGCUCGGAGGACAUGUGGUUGGUAGAAUUUUAUGCACCUUGGUGCGGACACUGUAAAAACUUGGAGCCGAUUUGGGCUAAAGCUGCUUCCGAAUUGAAGGGCAAAGUAAAACUGGGUGCACUCGACGCAACGGUGAACAAAGUCAAAGCUAGUGAAUACGAAAUCCGGGGUUACCCAACGAUUAAAUAUUUCGCUCCUGGCAAAAAAGACUCGGAUUCUGUCGCUGAGUUCGAUGGCGGUCGAACGACUGACGACAUCGUUAAUUGGGCUCUAGAAAAAUUGACGGAGAAUAUUCCAGCCCCAGAAGUCCUACAAAUAGUCGACGAGAGUUCCCUCAAAGAAGCUUGCGCGGAAAAGCCUCUCUGCGUUGUUUCUGUUCUCCCUCACAUUCUCGACUGCCAAUCAAACUGCAGAAAUUCAUAUCUCGAAACUCUUCGAUCUCUCGCCGAUAAGUACAAGAAAAAAAUGUGGGGAUGGGUCUGGUCCGAAGCUGGGGCACAGAACAACGUCGAAGAAGCUCUGGAAAUUGGUGGCUUCGGAUACCCUGCUCUCGCCGUUGUAAACAUGAAAAAGUUGAAAUAUUCCCUUCUCAAGGGUAGUUUCUCACGAGACGGAAUUAAUGAAUUCCUUCGCGAUCUCAGCUACGGACGUGGCGGCACCGCACCCCUCAAGGGAGCUGAAUUACCCAAGAUCCAUAAAAUCACUCCUUGGGAUGGCAAGGAUGCUGAACCUCCACAGGAAGAAGAUAUUGAUCUGAGCGAUGUCGACCUCGACGAAAAAGACGAGCUUUAAAUCUGCCCACUCAUUGUUCGAUCUUCUCUCCGAAGAAUCAAGUUUUCAAGUUUUUUUUAGUUGGAACGCAGCGACGUUUGGCUUUUUUCUCAAUUAUUUUAGAUUUUUCCUCACGAAUUUUUUAAAUUCAGAAAUAAUUCUGUUUUCUUUGGAGAAAAAAAAAUAAUAUUUUGCUGCAUUCCAACUAAUGGAAGUUUCGUUAAGGACAAAUAUGGAAAAUAAUUUCCAGUGAUUGUUGUAACAACAUACCUUAUCUUCGAACGAGUCAUUAGCAGUUGAUCGACCCAUUAUCAUAGUUUUGUUCUUCGCCAAUAAUCAUUGAACAAGGUCGAUCAACUUUUCAUUUAUUAUUUGAAUAAUGGUGGUACGAGAAUGAGAGUUUGAGGCGAUAAUGAAUGAAUGAAACUGAGGAAUAAGGAAAAACAAGAGAGAGAGAGAGAGAGAGACAUUUAUGUGACUUUUUUCACUAACGAGUGACAAAACUCUUCCAACGUAACUUAACAAAAAUGAAAAAAACACUUUGAUCCCUUUUUCUAUUUACACUCACAUUAUGCAAAUUUACACUGAUGUUUUCAGUGCAAAGAAAAAACAGAAUUUCGCGUUAAAGUAAAAAAAAUUGUUUUUUCGAAAAUAACAUUUUUUGUACAAUUAAAAAAUGAUUGAAUGCAGAACAAAAAGUAAAAAAUAAUUUCUUCCUGCAUUGGAAAAAAAACGAAUUGCUUACUAGUGGAAUUCGAUCAAUGUCGACCAAUGAAAAGUAGAAAAUGAAUUCACUAUGAAAUUGACAAUUUGAAAUCCGUAGAAAAAUGUUGAAAAUCAUAAAUUCGCAAUAAAUUUUGUUUUAUUUACUUUAAUAGUGUUUGAACAAAACGAACAUAAUUCUACCUGAAUAUUUCAAACUCUAAAGUCAUUUUUUAAUUGCAUUCAUCGGUCUAACGCAUCGAAGGUCAUUUGACUAAUAAGUGAACGUGCAAAUAUUUGUGUUUUUUAAUUAACGACCAUUCCAUUAAUAAUUCUGCUCAGGAAUGCUAAAAAUCAUUGUAUUUUUCUAAACUCCCCCCUCCCCUCCUCCCACUAUUCAAAGAAAUGUAAAUUGGUAGAAAAAUAAUCGCUCCGAAUGCAACUAAUUGCAAGAAAUAAAAUCAAUUUCGAAUUGUCGAGGAAUUGACUUUUUUCAAAUAAAUGAAAUCCAAAAAAAUUGAAUUUUUUCAUCACGUAUCCUCGUAAUAUUUUCAAGGGGAUACGAUAUUUUUCAAUUUUCCCAAUUAUUUUUCCACGCGGCCCUAACCGAUCUCGUUUUUAUUACGAUGAAUUUGUAAUCGCACAGAAAAGCGUCUUCCAUCGAACGCGAAAAAAGAUGUGAGAAAAAAAAUGCGAAGGAAAAGUAUAAAAAAUUAUUAUUCGAAAUAAUGCUGAAGAAAAAUUGUAAAUCAUGGAUAACACGAGAGAAGAGGAGCAAAAAAGUGAACAUAAUUGUGUACAUGUGAGCUUACAAAAGCACAGCGAUCUUAAAUUUAAUCUAUUUUGUAAUUAUCAUUUUUUCUCGUUUCAACGAAUAAAUAUUUCACGUACAAACGA